AAACCAAACGCCCCCCACGCGGCUUUUUCCUUAUCCCGAUUCCAAUUUUUUUCCGAUUUCCCAAAUCAGUCAAUCAAUCGCCAAACAAACAGACGGAGUAGAGAAAUGGACAGAGCAAUUGCUUGACCGAAGACGAAUUCCCGUCCAUUUCGCCCCCAAAUUCCAAACCCUAAUUCACCCAAUCUCAAUCUAUAUACUGUCAUAUACACUCUCACUGACAGAGGAGACAGUGGAAGAGAAGAAGAUGGCGGCGACGAUCGAAGGCCAGGAUAAGGUGUUGGCCACCGCACAGCGGAUUGUGCAGUCUCUGGGGAACACCUCCGACGCUGACGAUAUGCUGUUGAUUCUGUCGGCCUUUGACAACCGCCUCUCUACUCUCUCGUCCUUCGUCUCCUCAGACGAGAAUUCCUCCUCCGGCGCCUCGGUUGCCCCAUCGUCGGCAGUGGAUCCCCGACUUGAAGCCGCUGAGCGGAUCAUUUUGAACGAAGCCGAUUUGUCUUCGUUUACUGAAUACUUGAACGUGGUGGAUGAGAUCAUUCAUUUGGCCGAGGAAUUGAACCUCAAUGCCGUUGACGCCAGUGAUGACGUCAGGGACCGUGCGGAGAAUACCCUGCAGCUCGCCAUGACUCGGUUGGAGGAUGAGUUUCGUCACGGGCUGAUCCGGAACACCGUCCCCCUCGACCCUGACCGCCUCCACCGCUCCUCACUUUCUUCCUCCGCUGCUGCUAUAGCAAUUGCUGCGACUGAGUUCUUGAAUGACGAGGAGACGAGUGAGAGUCUUGAAGAUGUGAGCAGCGCGCGCUACAGCCACCACAGCCAUGGUAGGGGUGUGAGCUUUGGGGGGGAUGAGAUGUCUCUUGAAUUGAUCCACCCGGAUGCUGUGAUCGAACUGCGUGAGAUUGCGGAGAGGAUGAUUCGAUCUGGGUAUGAGAAGGAAUGCUGCCAGGUCUAUUGUAGUGUUCGUCGUGAUGUUAUAGAUGAAUGUAUGGUGAUUCUUGGGGUGGAGAAAUUGAGCAUUGAAGAGGUUCAGAGGAUUGAGUGGCGAUCUCUGGAUGAUAAGAUGAAGAAAUGGAUUCAAGCUGUUAAAGUAGUUGUUCGGGGUCUUCUAUCUAGUGAGAAACAUUUAUGUGAGCAGAUUUUUUCUGGGUCUGAUUUGAUUAGGGAAGUUUGCUUUCUAGAAACAUCAAAAGGUUGCGUCAUGCAGUUGUUGAAUUUUGGUGAGGCAGUUGCGAUUGGGAAGAGGUCUGCAGAGAAACUGUUUAGGAUUCUUGAUAUGUAUGAUGCGUUAGCUCAGGUUUUACCUGAUCUGCAGGACCUAUUUAUGGACGAAGAUGCAGGUGAUAUGGUGUGUAGUGAGGCCAAAGGUGUAUUAGAUGGGUUAGGCGAGGCUGCUAUUGGGACUUUUGUGGAGUUCGAAAAUGCAGUUCAGGGAGAAUCUUCGAGGAAGCCAAUACAGAAUGGUGAGAUUCACCCACUUGCGCGAUAUGUUAUGAAUUAUGCAAAGUUGCUUGUGGAUUAUAGUGAUACUCUCAAUUUACUUCUGGAGAAUGUGGAGGUUGUGUCAGACAAGCCAGAGAGGGAGAACACUGAUAAUCCAGAAGAGGAAACCAUGUCCAGAAUUGCCCGGCGGCUGCUGGCACUGAUUACUUCUUUGGAGUCAAAUAUUGAGGAGAAGUCGAGAAUGUAUGAGGAUGCUGCAAUGCAGUAUAUAUUUUUAAUGAACAAUAUACUUUACAUUGUAAAGAAAGUGAAGGACUCUGAGUUGCGAAACCUUUUAGGUGAUAACUGGAUUAAAAAACGGCGGGGACUGAUUCGACAGUAUGCUACACAGUACCUUAGAGCAUCAUGGAGCAAGGUCUUAUCUUGUUUGAAGGAUGAAGGUAUUGGUGGGAGCUCAGGUAAUGCAUCAAAGGUGGCUUUGAAGGAGAGAUUUAAGAAUUUUAAUGCUUGCUUUGAGGACAUUUACAGGAUUCAGACAGCUUGGAAGGUCCCAGAUCCUCAACUCCGUGAAGAACUUAGGAUAUCCAUUUCUGAAAAAGUGAUUCCAGCUUACCGCUCAUUUAUGGGAAGGUUUGGGAGUCAACUAGAAAGUGGAAGGCAUGCAGGAAGAUACAUAAAAUAUACUCCAGAUGAUUUAGAGAAUUAUUUGUUGGAUUUAUUUGAAGGAUCACCCCUUAUUCUGCAUCAUAUGAGAAGAAAAAGUACAUGAAAUGCAGGACUCUGGCUGCAGGUAUGCUAUUUGUCUUCAUCGAGGAACAGAGCGACUUUGACUUUCAGCUUGGUGAUGUACUCCUCUUGUUGGUUUGGAUGUGUUGGACACAAAUUUUCGUGAAAGAUAUCCACACCCUGCUACACAUACUGUAAUAAGUUUGUAAAUGUACCUUAUUAUCUGUGUGGAACUAGAUAUGUGUCAUGUAUUUACUUCAUGAAUCACAUCUAGAGUUUGACUGGACGACAUCUUGGGCACGAUUUGUCUUUUCUGAAAACUAUUUUACUUUUCUUCAUGUGUAUUGCUUUAUUGCUGUAUAUGAAUAUGAUUCUGUUGUAGGCUGAUA
Sesamum indicum (sesame) is the source of this 2555-nucleotide messenger RNA. RefSeq names its product exocyst subunit exo70 family protein F1 (gene EXO70F1). The record is from RefSeq and is a predicted model, not a curated record. Gene Ontology annotation, cellular component: exocyst. Lineage: Eukaryota; Viridiplantae; Streptophyta; Magnoliopsida; Lamiales; Pedaliaceae. Gene Ontology annotation, molecular function: phosphatidylinositol-4,5-bisphosphate binding. Gene Ontology annotation, biological process: exocytosis.